This is a messenger RNA of Phyllostomus hastatus (greater spear-nosed bat), 2137 nucleotides long. RefSeq names its product forkhead box A2 (gene FOXA2). The transcript is spliced from 2 exons. Bases 49 to 1440 code for a protein of 463 amino acids. NCBI's taxonomy places the organism in Eukaryota, Metazoa, Chordata, Mammalia, Chiroptera, Phyllostomidae. Gene Ontology annotation, molecular function: RNA polymerase II cis-regulatory region sequence-specific DNA binding; transcription factor binding; protein domain specific binding. Gene Ontology annotation, biological process: anatomical structure morphogenesis; regulation of transcription by RNA polymerase II; cell differentiation. The record is from RefSeq and is a predicted model, not a curated record.
GGCGGUGAUUGCCGGUCGUUUGUUGUGGCUGUUAAAUUUUAAACUGCCAUGCACUCAGCUUCCAGUAUGCUGGGAGCGGUGAAGAUGGAAGGGCACGAGCCGUCGGACUGGAGCAGCUACUAUGCCGAACCGGAGGGGUACUCCUCCGUGAGCAACAUGAACGCCGCCCUCGGAAUGAACGGCAUGAACACCUACAUGAGCAUGUCGGCAGCCGCCAUGGGCAGUGGCUCCGCUAACAUGAGCGCUGGCUCCAUGAACAUGUCGUCGUACGUGGGAUCGGGCAUGAGCCCUUCCCUAGCCGGCAUGUCCCCUGGGGCAGGAGCCAUGGCGAGCAUGGGAGGCUCGGCCGGGGCGACCGGUGUGGCUGGCAUGGGACCACACCUGAGUCCGAGCCUGAGCCCACUUGGGGGACAGGCAGCGGGGGCCAUGGGCGGCCUGGCCUCUUAUGCCAACAUGAACUCCAUGAGCCCCAUGUAUGGGCAGGCGAGCCUGAGCCGCGCGCGGGACCCCAAGACGUACCGGCGCAGUUACACGCACGCUAAGCCCCCCUAUUCGUAUAUCUCGCUCAUCACCAUGGCGAUCCAGCAGAGCCCCAACAAGAUGCUGACGCUGAGCGAGAUCUACCAGUGGAUCAUGGACCUCUUCCCAUUUUAUCGGCAGAACCAGCAGCGCUGGCAAAACUCUAUCCGCCACUCGCUCUCCUUCAACGACUGCUUCCUCAAGGUGCCCCGCUCGCCCGACAAGCCUGGCAAGGGCUCCUUCUGGACCCUGCACCCGGAUUCAGGCAACAUGUUUGAGAACGGCUGUUACUUGCGCCGUCAGAAGCGCUUCAAGUGCGAGAAGCAGCUGGCCCUGAAGGAAGCAGCAGGCUCCACGGGCGGUGGAAAGAAGGCGGGCUCAGGGGCUCAGGCCUCGCAAGGUCAACUCGGGGAAGGCUCAGGGCCGGCCUCCGAGGCAACGGUGGGCACCGAAUCACCCCGCUCGAGGGCCUCUCCGUGCCAGGAGCACAAGCGAGGGGUCAUGAGGGAGUUGAAGGGUACGCCGGCCACGGCAUUGAGCCCCCCAGAGACGGCGCCGUCGCCGGGGCAGCAGACGCAGGCCGCGACUCACCUGCUGGGCCCUCCUCACCAUCCCGGCUUGCCUCCGGAGGCCCACCUUAAGCCGGAGCACCACUAUGCCUUCAACCACCCUUUCUCCAUCAACAACCUCAUGUCCUCCGAGCAGCAGCACCACCACAAUCACCACCACCACCAACCCCACAAAAUGGACCUCAAGGCCUACGAACAGGUGAUGCACUACCCCGGCUAUGGUUCCCCUAUGCCCGGAAGCCUAGCCAUGGGCUCAGUUACGAACAAAGCGGCCCUGGACGCCUCACCCCUGGCGGGGGACACCUCCUACUACCAGGGAGUGUACUCUCGGCCCAUUAUGAACUCCUCCUAAGACAGCUGCUGACCCCACUAGCCCGGACAAAGACAAGAGAGAGAGGAAGUGGGGUGGAGACUUUGAGGUAGGGAUGUUGGAGAGAUGCAGGGGAGAAGAAAUCCAAGACACUCCCACCCCCAGAAAGCAGUUUCCCCUUACCCUCUGCAGCUCUUCCCUCCUGAAUAGAUGGGCCACGCUGAUAUGUAUCAUUCCAUAUAAGGAGGGAAAAAGAUAAACAGUCAAAAAUACAAAAAGAAAAAGGCUUCCAGUUUCUGCUACUGUGUAGAUGCCUGCUUCUUGCAGCAUCUGCGAAUUCUGAUUUUUGUUGUUGUACUCUUUCAUUGCUGUUGUUGCAGGGAAGUAUUACUUUAUUUAAAAACAAAACAAAACGAAAAAAAACACACACACAAAAACAAAACAAAACAAAAAAAAAUUCCACAAACUUUUGUGAGUCAGUGUAAAGCAAUGUAGUUUUAACAGAGAACCAGAGAAUUGUACCAUUGAUUAAAAAGAGAGGGGGGGGAAAGAUGUAAGGGUCUGUUUUAAAUGACCAAGGAAAAAUAUACAUUCCUAUGUUUGACACAGUGAAAUCCAGGUCUCGGGUCUGAUUAAUUUAUGGUUUCUGUGUGCUUUAUUUAUGGCUUGUAAAUAUGUCUUCUGGCUGCAAGGACCAGAGUUCCACAAAUAUAUAUUAAAGUGUUAUUGCCGGUUUUAA